Myodes glareolus (Bank vole) is the source of this 1666-nucleotide messenger RNA. The record is from RefSeq and is a predicted model, not a curated record. Lineage: Eukaryota; Metazoa; Chordata; Mammalia; Rodentia; Cricetidae.
CUUCCCAUCUUGCCUUCCCGCCAACUGUCUUGCUUUGAUCCAGAUGCCUUCCCCAAUUGCCUUGGUUUCCCGUCCCCAUACUCUCUGCCUCGAGCCUCUCCGUCUUCUUCCGAAGCUCAUUCUUUCAAGGUGUAGUUCAGUUUGCAUAACUGAAAGCAACUGGAAAGACUCUUGGAGCCCUUUGCCAUCGCAUUUCCUGGAUCCUGGAGGACGUAGCUAUGUUAAACGUUCUCUGGGAAUGACGUAAAGGGAACGCAAUGGCAGGUGUGGGUGGUAUGGAACAGGCAAGAGAAUGUUGCGUGAAACUGCCGCAGAGAAUCUAGGGACUGACUGGAAUGUGAGAAGGAAAGUGUCAUUACUUAGUUUACCAGAAGGGGGCAUGUUUGUGUCAAUAACCAGAUGCUCCCAAGUUCAGCAGCUGAGAAUUCCAAAGGGUUGAGAGACACCAUGUCUUCAUAUAUUUUGUUUCAGCCUGCUUCCCAUUCCUUCCAGGUCAAAUCCAUCUCCACCAUGCCGCUCUCAGGAACCCCGGCCCCGAACAAGAGGAGGAAAUCCAGCAAGCUGAUCAUGGAACUCACUGGAGGUGGACGGGAAAGCUCGGGCCUGAACCUGGGUAAGAAGAUCAGUGUCCCAAGGGAUGUGAUGUUGGAGGAGUUGUCGUUACUUACCAACCGAGGCUCCAAGAUGUUCAAGCUGCGGCAGAUGCGGGUGGAGAAAUUUAUUUAUGAGAACCACCCUGAUGUUUUCUCCGACAGCUCUAUGGAUCACUUCCAGAAGUUCCUUCCGACAGUGGGAGGACAGCUGGAGACAGCGGGCCAGGGGUUCUCCUACGGCAAGGGCAGCAGUGGAGGAGGCCAGGCUGGGGGCAGUGGCUCUGCUGGACAAUAUGGCUCUGACCACCACCAUCAUCAGGGCUCUGGCUUUGGAGCUGGGGGUGCAGGUGGUCCUGGGGUCCAGGCUGGCAGAGGAGGAGCUCCUGGCAUAGUAGGGACUGGAGAGCCAGGAACAGGUGACCAGGCAGGUGGAGAAGGAAAACAUAUCACUGUGUUCAAGACUUAUAUUUCCCCAUGGGAUCGGGCCAUGGGGGUUGACCCUCAACAAAAAGUGGAACUUGGCAUUGACCUACUGGCAUAUGGGGCCAAAGCUGAACUCCCCAAAUAUAAGUCAUUCAACAGGACAGCAAUGCCCUAUGGUGGAUAUGAGAAGGCCUCCAAACGCAUGACCUUCCAGAUGCCCAAGUUUGACCUGGGGCCUCUGCUGAAUGAACCCCUGGUCCUCUACAACCAGAACCUCUCCAACAGGCCUUCUUUCAAUCGAACACCUAUUCCCUGGUUGAGCUCUGGGGAACCUGUAGACUACAGCGUGGAUAUUGGUAUCCCUUUGGAUGGAGAGACAGAGGAGCUGUGAAGUGUUUCCUCCUCUAAUUCAUAUUAUUUCUCCUCUUUGGUUCCAGUUUGAGAGGGAAUGCUGGACAGGAUUUCCCAACUGUUGUUACUCCAGUGUCCUUGUGGCAAUAGAGGGUGAAGGGUGGGAGUCAUUGCCUUUCCACUCCAAAGCAUCCCUCCUCGCCAACUCAGAGUUCCAUCAUGUUGUUCCAUAUGGAAUCUGCUCUUUUAUGGAAUUUUCUCUGCCACUGGUAACAGUCAAUAAACUUCAAGGAAAUGAA